Molecule: messenger RNA, 1379 nt
Organism: Symsagittifera roscoffensis
Lineage: Eukaryota; Metazoa; Xenacoelomorpha; Acoela; Convolutidae
Product: very-long-chain (3R)-3-hydroxyacyl-CoA dehydratase 3-like
Exons: 9
Coding region: 18-1196 (392 amino acids)
Biological process (GO): fatty acid elongation; sphingolipid biosynthetic process; very long-chain fatty acid biosynthetic process
Cellular component (GO): endoplasmic reticulum membrane
Molecular function (GO): 3-hydroxyacyl-CoA dehydratase activity
Source: RefSeq, a predicted model, not a curated record
CUUAUUAAAUAGUGGUGAUGGGCGAUCUUCAAAAGGUCCCAUACACACCAUUUGUAUACUGGGCUCAGCGUGAAGACAGAGUUUUAUUGAAAGUUGCUCUCAAGGAUGUCAAGAAUAAAGAAGUUUCUAUUGAUGGUUCAAAUUUAAAACUCAAAGCUACCGGAGCAGGACAAAAUGGAGAGCAAGAAUAUAAUUUGAAUUUGGAAUUAUACUCUACCGUACAAACUGAGAAAUGGCAUCAUAUUGAGAGAAGCAACUACAUCGAUUUCUCAUUGCUGAAGCAGAACCAAGAAUGGUGGCCCAAGCUAACUGCUAAUGGGCCAAACCCGCCAUGGCUCAAGAUAGACUUUGACCGUUGGGUUGACGAAUGCGAAGAGAAGGAGGAUGAGGAUGAGGCGGCAGGGGACUCAUUUGACCCCAGAGAUGCCGAUCGGGAGAUGUUUCGAAAGUGGGCACAGGAUGCGAGGACUAAAGAGGCCAGUGGGAUCUACUCAAAAGAUGAUAAUCAUACGCCUGUAGAAGAACUGCAGAUGAUGAUAAUGUUUUUCUACAACCUACUGCAACUAGCCCUGACUGCCUUCAUGCUGGGCUCCAUGGCCUGGAGGGCUGCCACCACAACUGACAUCAAGUACUUCGCACACAUCUACUCCACUUAUCAUAUCCCGCUCUCUAUCUCUACCGGAUUCACCAUGACUGAGGCACUCUUCGGGGCAAUCGGAUGGACCCCGGGAGGAUUCAUGAACCCACUUUUGCAGUUCUGUGGACGUAGUAUAGCGCUGGCUGUGGUGACGUUUGGAGACGUCUCCUCCCAACAGCAGCUUUCUUUCUUCCACCUGGCCUUCACCUGGUGCACCGCUGACGUCAUCCGCUUCGCCUACCUAAUGUUCAACUGCAUAGACAGACAGUCACACUACCUCACCUGGCUGAGAUACACGAUGUGGAUGCCACUCUACCCACUCGGAUUUGGAAUGGAAGUGGUUAACAUUCUGAAUUGUCUGCCCCAUUAUGUAAAGAAGGCGAAGAGUGACAAUGUGCCCUACCAUAUCAUGAUCUAUAUCUACCUACCCAUCGCUCUAUUAGGAUUCUUGAAGCUCUACUUCCAUAUGUUCAAAGUUAGAAGGAAGAAGAUUGGCUCCUCGUAUUUGGGCGACAAAAUGGAUCUCGAUGCAUUUCAGAAAGCUAAGAAGACACAAUAGAUAAACUGAACUAAACUCGCAGUUUCUAAUGACAAUGCAAUGACUUAACUAUAUUAUGAUUUGUAUAUUAUUUAAAAUUUUAUUGCGAAUUAGCAUUCAAGUUAUGAAUGAAAUUGCCACAACCUUCGAAAGUUUUUCCAUAAAAAUGUUCCAGCUAUUCACGAAAUUAAUCUUAUCCUGCAA